AUGGACAUCAAGGAACGUGGGCUCCGAGAACGAAACCCGGUUCACACCUCGCAACCAAAGCAUCACCUUCACCAAGAACCCGGUUCCGCGAGAUUGCUCGAAUGCGGUGUCCAGGUCGGCGGAUUUGGCAAGCAGCUUGGCCUGUUUCUGGUAGACAGCGUUACACUGAUUUCUGAACAGUCUUGCCGCCCCUCGGGUCACGACUUCCUCUCCAGCCGCGCCAAGCAGCCCACUUCCUCGCACUUGUCGGUCUUGGGUCGCCAUGUUGAGCACGUUAUGUGGAUUUACAUGAUCCAUCAUCCCGUAGUUUCCGUCGAGGCUUCGGAACUUCGUCCUAAGGCCCAUCUAUGGCCUAUUCGGAACGAUCGUCCCUAUGACUCCGGGGUAGAGCCACACUCGGAAUGGCGCCCGUUCCUACCACCACCGCGGGUGAGCUUGCUUAUGGGGCAGCCGAGUUCUAGUUGA
This is a messenger RNA of Neurospora crassa OR74A, 465 nucleotides long. RefSeq lists its product as hypothetical. Bases 1 to 465 code for a protein of 154 amino acids. The record is from RefSeq and is a predicted model, not a curated record. The transcript has a single exon. Lineage: Eukaryota; Fungi; Ascomycota; Sordariomycetes; Sordariales; Sordariaceae.